Grammomys surdaster is the source of this 7519-nucleotide messenger RNA. RefSeq names its product homeodomain interacting protein kinase 3 (gene Hipk3). The record is from RefSeq and is a predicted model, not a curated record. The coding region runs from base 564 to 4142 and encodes 1192 amino acids. Gene Ontology annotation, cellular component: cytoplasm; PML body; nucleus. The transcript has 16 exons. Gene Ontology annotation, biological process: peptidyl-threonine phosphorylation; peptidyl-serine phosphorylation. NCBI's taxonomy places the organism in Eukaryota, Metazoa, Chordata, Mammalia, Rodentia, Muridae. Gene Ontology annotation, molecular function: protein tyrosine kinase activity; ATP binding; protein serine/threonine kinase activity.
UGCGGAGGCGGCGGCCGAGGCCGGCGGGCGCGGAGGAGGGGCCCUAGAUCGGGGCGGCCCGCGGCAGCUGCCCGGGUGACGACUGCCGGCAGCGCGGCGCCCUGAGGAGUCCAAGCCGCAGUCCCCCGGCGUCGCGGCCUCGCAAGCAGCCCUCGUCCUAGUCUCAACCCCGCGGCUGGGGAAAUGGGCCCUCACGGCCGCGGGCCCUGCAUCCCGCGCUCCUCGUAGGCCCUGGUGACCCGCCGGCUUGUCAUUGCCCCUCUCCCCAGUCGAGCCGUCCCCACCCCAGGUCCCCGGGAAGGAAGAUGAGGGAGACGGGCCCGGCGAUCGGCAGCCAGAGCAGCAGCAGCAGCAGCAGCGGUCGAGGGAGGGUGUUUCGCCGUUUCCUCUUAGCCGCCAGGACAAGAUGGCAGCGGCCGCCGAGAGGGGCUGAGCCCCGGCUGGGUGGCGCCGCCUGCUGAAGCGCUUGGCUCCGGGUCCCCGCACGGUCCCCGCUACCCACCCCGGACAUGCUCAGGGCUGCGGCCGCCCGAAGUGGGGAGAGCGCGGGCCUCUAGGAAGGUAUGGCCUCACAAGUCUUGGUCUACCCACCGUAUGUUUAUCAAACUCAGUCAAGUGCCUUUUGUAGUGUGAAGAAACUCAAAGUAGAGCCAAGCGGUUGUGUUUUCCAGGAAAGAACCUAUCCUCAAAUCCAUGUGAAUGGUAGAAACUUUGGAAAUUCUCAUCCUUCCACGAAGGGGAGUGCUUUCCAGACAAAGAUACCAUUUACUAAACCUCGAGGACACAGCUUUUCAUUGCAGGCAGGUGCCAUUGUUGUCAAAGACACUGCCGGUGCUACAAAGGUCCUAGCAGCUCAGGCGCAGCAGGCUGGAGCGGAGGCACCGCGGGCCGUGCUGUGGAGGAACAGGUUACAUUUCCUAGAAGGUCCCCAGCGAUGCGGGUUAAAGCGCAAGAGUGAGGAGUUGGAUAAUCACAGCGGUGGCGCGAUGCAGAUUGUCGAUGAACUGUCAAUACUUCCUGCAAUGUUGCAAACCAACAUGGGAAACCCAGUGACAGUUGUGACAGCGACUACGGGGUCGAAACAGAACUGCACCAGCGGGGAAGGCGACUAUCAGUUAGUGCAGCAUGAAGUCUUAUGCUCUAUGAAAAACACAUAUGAGGUCCUGGAUUUUCUUGGUCGUGGCACUUUUGGCCAGGUUGUCAAAUGCUGGAAGAGAGGGACAAAUGAAAUCGUAGCCAUUAAAAUUUUGAAGAAUCACCCUUCGUAUGCACGUCAAGGGCAGAUAGAAGUAAGCAUCUUAGCAAGGCUCAGUACCGAGAACGCGGAUGAGUAUAACUUUGUGCGAGCCUAUGAGUGCUUCCAGCACCGCAACCACACCUGCCUAGUCUUUGAGAUGCUGGAGCAGAACCUGUAUGACUUCCUAAAACAGAAUAAAUUCAGUCCUCUGCCCCUGAAGGUGAUCCGGCCGGUUCUUCAGCAAGUGGCCACUGCACUGAAGAAAUUAAAAAGUCUUGGUUUAAUUCAUGCUGACCUCAAACCAGAGAAUAUUAUGUUGGUGGAUCCUGUUCGACAGCCAUACAGGGUUAAAGUGAUAGACUUUGGAUCGGCCAGUCAUGUAUCAAAGACUGUUUGCUCAACGUAUCUACAGUCUCGCUACUACAGAGCUCCAGAGAUUAUAUUGGGGUUGCCGUUUUGUGAAGCCAUAGACAUGUGGUCAUUGGGCUGUGUGAUCGCAGAGCUAUUCCUUGGAUGGCCACUCUACCCGGGAGCCUUGGAGUAUGAUCAGAUCCGAUACAUUUCUCAGACUCAAGGUUUACCAGGAGAACAAUUGUUGAAUGUGGGUACAAAAUCCACAAGAUUUUUUUGCAGAGAAACAGAUAUGUCUCAUUCUGGUUGGAGGUUAAAGACACUGGAAGAGCAUGAGGCAGAGACAGGAAUGAAGUCUAAAGAGGCCAGAAAGUACAUCUUCAACAGUCUGGAUGAUAUAGUGCAUGUGAACACAGUGAUGGACUUGGAAGGAAGUGAUCUCUUGGCUGAGAAAGCUGAUAGAAGAGAAUUUGUUAGUCUGUUGAAGAAAAUGUUGCUGAUUGACGCAGAUUUGAGAAUUACUCCAGUUGAGACUCUGAGCCACCCAUUCGUUAACAUGAAGCAUCUGCUAGAUUUUCCUCACAGCAACCACGUAAAGUCCUGUUUUCAUAUCAUGGAUGUUUGUAAGUCUCCGAGUUCAUGUGAAACAAAUAACCACAGCAAAAUGUCACUCUUACGACCAGUCGCAUCCAAUGGCACUGCUGCUCUAGCGGCAAACUUUACUAAAGUUGGAACAUUGAGAAGUCAGGCGUUAACCACAUCUGCUCACUCGGUCGUGCACCAUGGCAUACCUCUGCAGGCGGGGACUGCGCAGUUUGGUUGUGGUGAUGCUUUUCAUCAGACCCUGAUCAUCUGUCCCCCAGCUAUUCAAGGAAUUCCUGCAGCACAUGGUAAACCCAGCAGUUAUUCCAUAAGGGUAGACAACACAGUUCCGCUUGUAACUCAGGCCCCAGCUGUGCAGCCUCUGCAGAUCCGACCUGGAGUCCUUUCACAGACAUGGUCUGGUCGAACACAGCAGAUGCUAAUACCUGCCUGGCAGCAGGUAACACCCAUGGCUCCUGCUGCAGCAACACUAACUUCUGAAGGCAUGGCUGGUUCACAGAGGCUUGGAGACUGGGGGAAAAUGAUUCCACACAGCAAUCAUUACAACUCGGUGAUGCCACCGCCUCUUCUAACCAACCAGAUAACAUUAUCGGCCCCUCAACCUAUCAGCGUGGGUAUUGCACAUGUUGUCUGGCCUCAGCCUGCCACUACCAAGAAAAAUAAGCUGUGCCAGAACAGGAGUAAUUCAUUGCAGAACACCAAUAUCCCACAUUCAGCAUUUAUUUCUCCAAAGAUAAUCAAUGGGAAAGAGGUUGAAGAAGUAAGUUGUGUAGAAACACAGGACAAUCAUACCUCAGAAGGAGAGACAAGAACUUGCCAUGAAACAUCCGUCAGACAGGAUUCUUCAGUUUCAGACAAACAGCGGCAAACCAUCAUCAUCGCGGACUCCCCAAGUCCUGCCGUGAGUGUGAUCACCAUUAGCAGUGACACUGAUGACGAAGAGACCUCACCCAGGCCUUCCCUCCAAGAGUGUAAAGGUAGUCUAGAUUGUGAAGCUUGCCAAAGCACUUUGAAUAUUGAUCGGAUGUGUUCACUCAGCAGUCCUGAUAGCACUCUGAGCACCAGCUCCUCAGGGCAGUCCAGCCCGUCCCCUUGCAAAAGACCGAACAGUAUGUCAGAUGAUGAACAAGAAAGUGGGUGUGAGACUGUGGACGGAUCUCCAACGUCAGACUCCUCGGGGCAUGACAGUCCGUUUGCAGAGAGCAGUUUUGUGGAGGAUACGCAUCACAACACAGAGCUGGGGACUUGUGCUGGCACAGAAGCCAAGCCAGCUGUUGGAACUGCAGUGGAGCCACCAGUGGGAAUAGAAAGUGGACUGAGUGUCGAUGCACAUAUGGCGAACACAGAUUCUACAUGCCAGCCAUUGAGAAAAGGCCAGCCUGCCCCUGGAAAGCCACACCAGCCUUCUGCCUCGGGCGCUCGUCAGCAAAAGCCAACAUCAGCAUUCCCGCAGCAGCAUCUGAACCUGAGCCAGGUUCAGCAUUUCGGAACUGGGCAUCAAGAAUGGAAUGGAAACUUUGGGCAUCGAAGACAGCAAGCAUAUAUUCCUACUAGUGUUACCAGUAAUCCAUUCACUCUUUCUCAUGGAAGUCCCAACCACACAGCAGUACAUGCCCAUCUGGCUGGAAGCACGCACCUCGGAGGACAGCAUACUCUGCUUCCAUACCCAUCUUCAGCUGCCCUCAGUAGUGCUGCACCCGUGGCCCACCUCCUAGCCUCUCCGUGUACCUCAAGACCUAUGUUACAGCAUCCAACUUACAAUAUCUCCCAUCCCAGUGGCAUAGUUCACCAAGUCCCAGUGGGCAUAAACCCCCGCCUGUUACCAUCCCCAACCAUUCAUCAGACUCAGUACAAAGCAAUCUUCCCUCCACAUUCUUACAUUGCAGCAUCACCUGCAUAUACUGGAUUUCCAUUGAGUCCAACCAAACUCAGCCAGUAUCCAUAUAUGUGAAAACUCGAAAGCAGUCUAUUGAGGAAGCUCAAUGAUACAAAUGUUUGAUUAAAAAUAAAAACAUGGUAUUUAAUAAAUAUUAGCCAUGGCACAAGAAAAUUAUUUUUGAAUCAUGUAGACUUGGGUGCAAUUUAAACAACUUUGAGCUUUAAAAAAACUCACUUUUAAUGUGUUUUGCACAUUUGGUAUAACUUGUCUUUGGUCAUGUAUCUUCUUAUGUAGUAACUCUAUAGACAGGUGACUUAUGGGAGCAAAAGUCCAGUUUUGCUCCUGCUAUUUUUUAUAAAAUUGCCUUCUAACUAGUGCAAGACACGUCCACAUUUGGGAAGCCAUUCUGUGUCUAGACUUAGAGUAACAGAUGCACAUGUGUCAGAAUUACAGCAUAUGAGUGAGUUGUAUCGUCUGUGUCUUACUGUGUACAUGUUGGGGCACUUAACCUAAGCAAUUGAGCUACUGUUCUUUACAUUUGCAUGUGUCUUUUGCAUGGGCAAAACGUUGCCUAGACUUGGCUCUUAAUGUUGUUGUAAUAAUCUCAGCUGCAUUGUAAACCGUUCCCACACAUAGUGCCUUAAAUAUUUGAGGUUGUUGAAGUUAUUACCUAUCUGUAAAUGUUGGACUGCAGCACUUAAAAUUCAGACCUACUCUUUAGUUUUCUUUCAGUAGAGUAAUGUUCCUUUUGGUUUUGUGUGGUAUGAUUUCAGAUAGUAGCUGCUUUUUCCUUAUUAAGAGGGCAGCAUGAUUGCUAUAGCUGAAUUCUGCUGUCUGAUUUUUUUCAGAAUGAUCUAGCUUCAAGAAAAGCAAGCAGUUAGUAGUGCUUAAGAAAACUUGAUUCAGUAACUAAUGGGUAGUUGAUAUCUGUCACAGCACAGCAUUUUAUAUACUAUUAAGUGAAACUGCAAUACAACCUAAGUUUAUUUUGGGAGUGUUUGCUGUAUAAUUGGACUUGAUAAAAUGUUUAGGGUGCAGUAGGCAUGACUUGAGUAGAUAAUGGAAGAAAAUGCAAAUGUUCUUCGACUCCUGAUGUGCUCCCUUCGUGCUUGGGCAGACCAUGCAGUAUUUAACACAUAGUAGCAGAAUAUUUACUAUUGAAGCUUGAAAAGAUGUGAGUUCUUUGUGUGCAAUUUUUCAUUUAUGCAUGUGAGAAGGUUUUUGGUUUUUGGUUAUUUUUAAGUAUUUUUACAUUGUAGUACUCGUUUUUGCUUGUUGGUGGUGUUUGCUUAUUUAAUACAUUCCGUCAGGGACAGAAAUUACAUGCUUUUUCUCUUAGGAAGUGUGUAUUGGGUUUUUCCCUCCCCCUCUCCCCUUGGUGGUGAUGGUGGUGAUGUUUAAAUGAAGUUGCUUUUACAGCACCAAAGACUUAAUCAUCCAUUUCUUAUAUAAAAGGUAGCUACUUUUUGCAUAGACCUCAAGUAUAUUGUAGUGUAGAGGUGGAAUUUAAGGAAAGGUAUUAAACCAAGGCUGUGUUUUAGCUUACAGGCAAGUAAUAAAUUGUAUCAUUUAUCUUGAAUGUAUCAUAGAUAAGCUGCUAUAUAACGAUUGCCACUUGAGAUAGCUGUGAAAUUAGGUGAUUAACUAGUUGUUCUUUAGCUUUCUAAUUUCUGUAUAAGUCUAAUUACACAAGAUAGAAGCUGGGGUUUUGAUUUUUUUUACUUUGCUUUUCUGUUUGGAGUGUCAUUGUAACUACUGUAUUGUAAAUGAUGGAAAUGAUUGCCUAUGUUAUUUUGGGGUGUGUUAUUUGCAUCAGUAUUUUAUCUCUAUUAAUGUUUGUGCUCAUCACUGCAUAUAAAAACUUGGAUGUAUCAAUGUAACUUAAUUUUUUUAUUUUCAUACUGGCAUUGUAGACACGUGAGAAAGCUGUAUCUUGCAGGCUUGACUUAACUUUUUUUUUCCUUAAAAGUCUGGAAUAUAAUCUUACAGCAUUUACUGGAAUAAACAGUACAGAACAUUUGAGUGUAAAACUCCAAAUGUUUUGGAUUGACAGCAUUUUCUUAUUAAGCAAGUGGCACACCACAAGUACAACCCUAGUACACGCUGAUAAGCUAACAGUGAUACAGUUUUCUUUACUCCAUUGACACAAGCAGUGUUUUAUUUAAUAAUCAUCCAUGACAUAAACGUGCCUGAAGUUGAUUUUAAAAAUUACAGUAUUAGAUCAUAAAGUAAAAACCAGCAGCACAUUUUUAGUCACUGAAAAUGAAGGACUUGAUUUCCCCACAGGUCUCAGUGUUUUUAGUAAUUGAUUCUAUGCAUUUUAUAUAAAUAGAAAUAUAUAUAACACACAUUACAAAAAGGAGUAGACUGAGAUUAACUUAAGACUAUUUACAGACGACAAGUCACUAAGUAGCUGCUGCCCACCACAGCCCUGUCAUGUGAGCUGUAGGGGCUAAGGUGUCUGCUCACUUCUUGGAAAAGAUUGAGUGCUGGCGACGGAUGUUUAAGAAACACCGAGUACACAGAUUGGUGGUGUCACAACAGGGAGGAGGUGGUCUGGCAAGCUGCGCUCUGCCGAGGAUGGUGCCCUUUUUGUAUUAAGUUCAUGACUGGAGCAGCCUUGUUAAAUUGACUGUAGGUGGUAACAGUCAACAUUUUCACACCACAGUAAUGCUUUUUAAAGGCAUGCCACUGUUAAGUGCACUGCUCUUAAUUAACUGUAAUCAUCGGCUUUUUAAUGUGUUUCAAAAUUUAAGACUUCAAAAUCCCCCUGAAGUCUGAUUUUAGCAUACUGGCAGAAGGACCUGGAUUUUACCCCCUCUAAAACUAUUUUAAUAGUUUUGUUUUAAUGUUUUCUUAAAUAAAACACUGCAUGAUUUCCAAGUUGCAUAUUUGUGUGCUAAUUUGCAAGUGAAUUUUUAAUCAAUUAUUUUGAUAUUUAGGUUUUUUUUUCCUUUCAGGGUAUUUAAUAUGUUACUCUAUUAGCAAACCUUUCAUCUUAAUAUCUCUACUGCUGAUUUUAAACUUGGCUUGUGUUCUGUAAAAGUUAAAUCAUACACUGCAAGGUGUAGGAAGAUUCAUUUUAAUGAUCCCAAUGAUAGAUUCAAUGACCUAGUUUGAACUAUUAACUGUUGAACAGUUUUACUCUUGUGGCUUCUUUCUUUGGUUUGUUUUUGCUUUGACUUCUAUGCUACACUAGUUUGCCAUGUAGCAAUUGCACUGUGCAAUAUUACAAUAAGGACUGGGAAAACUUUUAUGGAUGUAAUGUGUAUUACAGUUUGCGAUAGUAUUUCUCUCUAGUUCUCAGUGAUUUAAAUGUGACCAAGCCUUCUGUACUUUGUCACAAAAAGCGGGUUUUCCAGGUGACUAUUUUGGUGAGUGUCAAAAUAAGAAUUUAUGGUGUAUUACUGUUGAUUCACUUUGAAUUAAAAUAUAUAUAUUGCAGCAAA